This is a messenger RNA of Oncorhynchus keta (chum salmon), 4123 nucleotides long. Its product is annotated as serine/threonine-protein kinase Sgk1. Lineage: Eukaryota; Metazoa; Chordata; Actinopteri; Salmoniformes; Salmonidae. The record is from RefSeq and is a predicted model, not a curated record. Gene Ontology annotation, biological process: protein phosphorylation. Gene Ontology annotation, molecular function: protein serine/threonine kinase activity; ATP binding. The transcript is spliced from 10 exons. The coding region runs from base 675 to 1979 and encodes 434 amino acids.
UGUAAAUAUAUUUUCAUUCCUAUAAAAUGAAGUGAGUUGUAAUUUGGCAGCACAUUUGGAUGGCAUUAGAAUAUAUCUGUUUGGUUUUAUAUUAACCCUAAAUACUUAGUUUACUCUCGGUCUACAAUGACCGUUGUAAUAUCUGAACAUGUCGCACAGCUGAUGCCGGUGCUCUGGAAAAUUCCUGCAACUCCUUGUUUGCAAUUUGCACAAUAGUUCAUAGUUCUUUCAGCUGGCUAUGGACGUAGGACUCUUCCCUCCCCAUUAUUUUGUUACGCUGUACUCUGAUGCCUAUAUGCCGACCUUGGGGCGCGGCAGAUAUCGAGCGAUCCGUUUGAAACGCAAACGCCUUCGUAACUGAAACGCGGACUUGUUUAACCAACGUCACCGUCGACCGCGCGAAACGCAUGUUUAAUGCCGCAUUCAUGUGCCAAUCGGAACUAGGAAACUCUGAAACGUCUGACUUGCAAACGGAUUGUAAAUUUAAACAGGUGACACGUUCAACGAAUCAGCAAAGUAUGACACUCGAACACGUCCCUGUGGGGUCCCUCCUCUCUUUCCUGUGCUAUAGAAGUAGUUCAACACAAAGCCAUUUCAGUACAGUAGCGCUCUGAACUACCGCAGAGCAGGAGUUUAACCCUGGGAGUUUAGCAGACAGAUUAUAGCCUGCAACCAUGACAAUAAUAAGAGAGAGAGACUGGUCUUUGUUGAUGACCUAUUCCAAAACAGGAGGACUAGGAGCUUUACUCACUGCUUUCAUGAAACAGAGAAGAAUGGGGCUGAAUGACUUCAUUCAGAGGCUGGCCACGAGUAACUCAUUCACCUGCAAACAUCCUGAGGUUCAGUCCAUCGUCAACUUGGCUCCCCAACAACAGGAGGCUGAGCUAAUGAAUGCAAACCCCUCUCCUCCUCCCAGUCCCUCCCAGCAGAUGAACCUGGGCCCGUCUUCCAACCCCACAGCCAAGCCCAGUGACUUCCACUUCCUGAAGGUGAUAGGGAAGGGUAGCUUCGGGAAGGUCCUCCUCGCCAGGCACCGAACAGACGACCAGUUCUACGCUGUUAAGGUGCUGCAGAAGAAGGCCAUCCUGAAGAAGAAAGAGGAGAAGCACAUCAUGUCAGAGAGGAACGUCCUGUUGAAGAACAUUAAACACCCCUUCCUAGUGGGACUACACUACUCCUUCCAGACCGCUGAUAAACUCUACUUUGUGCUGGACUACAUUAAUGGAGGAGAGUUGUUCUACCAUCUCCAGAGGGAGAGGCGUUUCUUAGAGCCCCGGGCCAGGUUCUAUACAGCGGAGAUCGCCAGUGCUCUGGGCUACCUCCACUCUCUAAACAUCGUGUACAGAGACCUGAAGCCUGAGAAUAUUCUACUGGACUCUCAAGGACACAUCAUACUCACGGACUUCGGGCUCUGCAAAGAGAACAUAGAACAGAACGGAACCACGUCGACGUUCUGUGGAACACCAGAGUACCUAGCUCCAGAGGUGUUACACAAGCAGCCGUAUGACAGGACGGUCGACUGGUGGUGUUUAGGAGCCGUGCUUUAUGAGAUGCUGUAUGGCCUGCCUCCGUUCUACAGUCGUAACACAGCAGAGAUGUACGACAACAUCCUGAACAAGCCCCUGCAGCUCAAACCCAACAUCUCUAACUCUGCCAAGCACAUACUGGAGGGACUGCUGCAGAAAGACCGCACACAACGACUGGGACACAGCCACGACUUCGAGGAGAUCAAGAACCACAUGUUCUUCUCCCCCAUCAACUGGGAUGACCUGACCGCUAAGAAGCUCACCCCCCCUUUCAAUCCAAACGUGACUGGCCCUAACGACCUUCGCCACUUUGACACGGAGUUCACAGACGAACCCGUCCCCUCAUCCAUUGGCUGUUCCCCUGACUCCUCCCUCAUCACUGCCAGCAUCAAGGAGGCAGCCGAGGCCUUCCUAGGGUUCAGCUACGCUCCUUCAAUGGACUCAUACCUGUAGGCCAGAACCCUAGAGGGCAUCCUAUAGAGACUCAUGAUAGACCAGAACCCUAGAGGGCAUCCUAUAGACUCAUGAUAGACCAGAACCCUAGAGGGCAUCCUAUAGAGACUCAUGAUAGACCAGGGCCCUAGAGGGCAUCCUAUAGACUCAUGAUAGACCAGAACCCUAGAGGGCAUCCUAUAGACUCAUGAUAGACCAGAACCCUAGAGGGCAUCCUAUAGACUCAUGAUAGACCAGAACCCUAGAGGGCAUCCUAUAGACUCAUGAUAGACCAGAACCCUAGAGGGCAUCCUAUAGAGACUCAUGAUAGACCAGAACCCUAGAGGGCAUCCUAUAGACUCAUGAUAGACCAGAACCCUAGAGGGCAUCCUAUAGAGACUCAUGAUAGACCAGGGCCCUAGAGGGCAUCCUAUAGACUCAUGAUAGACCAGAACGAUAGACUCCUAUAGACUCAUGAUAGACCAGAACCAUAGACUCCUAUAGACUCAUGAUAGACCAGAACCAUAGACUCCUAUAGACUCAUGAUAGACCAGAACCAUAGACUCCUAUAGACUCCCAUUGACUGCUAUAGACUCCUGGCUAUAAACCUCCAUGAAUUAUUACCUAUGGGACACAUCAUAGACAUUCCUAAGAAUUGACUAACUAGGACGGACUCCCCAUGUCAGGGAGGUACACACCUGUAGUCCCCCCCGUCCCUCCGUCAGACUCACUACACACAACCUCUUCCCUCUCCAUGAUGGACUUGUAUCCCCCUCAGACCCCACCCAAAUCCUAACCCAGAGUGGAGGUUAUUUUACACAUGUCUCGCUGAAACGUCUCGUUCUGUUGUCUCUUCACGUCGACUGAAACGGGACUUAGAGGAUGAUUCAUUUAUUCAUUUAAUGAUGAUUGGUUGAUUGAUUGAUUGUGGUGAGGAAGAAAGCGAAGCUGCUAGUAUCUACGGUUCUGUAUCUAAGUUCUGUUUUAAAGAACCUGGACCGAUACAAAGAGGACAUGGAUCGCAUCCCAAAUGGCACCCUAUUUGCCAUAUAUAGUGCACUACUUUUGCCCAGGGCUCUGUCACUUUGGGAUACAGAUGUGAUGGACAGAAUGCUUUGUGGUGUUGAGAUCCGUCCGGUCCCCUAGACCCUACCCCCUACACCCUACUCCCUACUCUCUACCCCCUACUCUCUACUCUCUACCCCCUACCCCCUACUCUCUACCCCCUACUCCCUACUCCCUACCCCCUACCCCCUACCCCCUACUCUCUACUCUCUACCCCCUACCCCCUACCCCCUACUCCCUACUCCCUACUCCCUACCCCCUACUCCCUACUCCCUACCCCCUACCCCCUACUCUCUACUCCCUACCCCCUACCCCCUACCCCCUACUCCCUACCCCCUACUCCCUACCCCCUACUCCCUACCCUCUACUCCCUACCCCCUACUCCCUACUCUCUACCCCCUACCCCCUACCCCCUACCCCCUACUCCCUACUCCUUACUCCUUACUCCCUACUCCCUACUCCCUACUCCCAACUCCCUACUCCCUACCCCCUACCCCCUACUCCCUACUCCCUACUCCCUACCCCCUACCCCCUACUCCCUACCCCCUACUCCCUACUCCCUACUCCCUACUCCCUACCCCCUACUCCCUACUCCCUACCCCCUACCCCCUACUCCCUACUCCCUACUCCCUACCCCCUACUCCCUACUCCCUACUCCCUACCCCCUACUCCCUACCCCCUACUCCUUACUCCCUACUUCCUACUCCCUACCCCCUACUCCCUACUCCCUACCCCCUACUCCCUACCCCCUACCCCCUACUCCCUACUCCCUACUCCCUACUCCCUACCCCCUACUCCCUACUCCCUACUCCCUACUUCCUACUCCCUAGUCUUCCCGUCUCCUCUUGAUGAUGUAACAAUGCUCCAACGUUGUCUGAACUCAACAUUCCAUUUUAAUAUUGCUGUAUGUGACGGUUAAACGCUAUAUUUAAGUUUGUUUGUACUUGUGGAGUCUAUUUGUGUACUAGUUUUAAUAUAUAUGUAACAGGACACUAAAAGUAUGUUUAAAUAAUGUAUUUGAACUAUUCAUGUUAAAUGUACUGUAUAUUGUUCUUUGAUGUCACCAUGUUCAGUCUGCAAUAAAAGGUCUGCUGUUGUUA